GUGCAAACUCAGUGGCACCAUCGAUUGACCAUCGAUUCGACCCACAACUAAUGCAUCAGGCUCUGCUUGUUUCCGAAGUCCUCUCGGAGAUAUUUGCGCAUGUGGUUGAAAAUCUGGGCCCACGGUCUGCUAGCAAAAAAGCAUCCCUUAGAGCGCUUGCCAUUACAUGCAAAGCUUUCCAUGAGCCCGCAAUGGAUUUGCUUUGGGCUAAUUUGAAUGGCCCGGGGUUAACACCACUGCUAGGCUGUGUACCGAGGUUACAUCAAUUGAUAUAUUCUGACGGAUCAAAGGUCAGUCCGGACUAGUCGUGCUUCUUCCUGUUCAUUGGCUCACUGAGUACUGAAAUAGCCAAACUGGUCUGAAGGCGUCGAGCCAUUAUCUGAGCAUGAAGCCCACCAAUUUCUGCAUCACGCCGCCCGUGUGCGCUCAUUG
This is a messenger RNA of Suillus clintonianus, 432 nucleotides long. RefSeq lists its product as uncharacterized. Bases 51 to 305 code for a protein of 84 amino acids. NCBI's taxonomy places the organism in Eukaryota, Fungi, Basidiomycota, Agaricomycetes, Boletales, Suillaceae. The record is from RefSeq and is a predicted model, not a curated record. The transcript has a single exon.